GUGUUGGUAGUUUGCUUCCUGGGGAUCCUCACAUAUUUUGAAGUGACAAUUGAUUCGGAAUCGUCGUUUUACGCUUCACAGCUUACAAUCGAGCUUGCACUUCUUCUUUUGAUACUCGCUGUUAUUGCGUUCGAAAAUGUUGGUCUACGUCUUCUUUUACUUCUUGCCGUAGUCGUUGCGCUGUUCAUAAAUGUAUUCGAAGUUGGCUACUUUCUGCUCUACAAUCGCCAUUCGCCAGAGUGUCGUAACAUAUAUAUGUUUGGCAUCAAAGUAUGUAUCUCCACACAACCUCCAUUUACGCACCACAGUACUGUAGCCGCUAGUUUCCUUGCAUUAUUCCACGUGAUCCUGAUUGUUCUGGCCACUGGCUUACUGGCAUCGCAUCCAGGCACACUGUGCGAUCUAGUGGAACGAACCAACCCGCAGGUGGUUAGGCGCUACUUGCGACAGACUAACAAUAAGUCGUUCCAUAUGGAGUACUACGUGGAGAAUGGUGUGUUCGUCGGAUCUGGCACGGAAACCACCAACAAAGCGGUAGGUUACCAAUGA
Molecule: messenger RNA, 549 nt
Organism: Ostertagia ostertagi
Lineage: Eukaryota; Metazoa; Nematoda; Chromadorea; Rhabditida; Trichostrongylidae
Source: the annotation of a GenBank genome assembly